Messenger RNA from Orussus abietinus, 2956 nucleotides. RefSeq names its product kinesin-like protein KIF12. Gene Ontology annotation, molecular function: microtubule motor activity; ATP binding; microtubule binding. The transcript is spliced from 16 exons. The record is from RefSeq and is a predicted model, not a curated record. NCBI's taxonomy places the organism in Eukaryota, Metazoa, Arthropoda, Insecta, Hymenoptera, Orussidae. Gene Ontology annotation, biological process: microtubule-based movement. The coding region runs from base 1 to 2448 and encodes 815 amino acids.
AUGCUUGUGCAAGGCGAAGAAGGUGGGGCAGAUGAUAGGGAAGGUAUGCCAGAGCGUCACAACGAGGAAAAAAAUGGAAAUCUAUUAAAAGUAGUCUAUUUCAGGAGGAAAACUCGACGUCUGAAAGGGAGCGAACGAAGAACUUAUUACCGAGGAAGACACGAGUUCACUUGGCCGACCAAUGGGCGAAAAGCUCCCCUUGAUGUUCAGCUCUCAGUGACAGGUAGCAUCGAGCGAUUAGGGGAUGGAGACAAAAAGGUGAUAGCAUCGCGCCAUAUUCUUCCCGAAGACAGCAUUAAUGUCGUCGUCAGAGUGAGACCUCUGAGCGACAAAGAGGCGAAGGCCGGCGACGACAUGGCCGUCCAGUUCCCUGGGGAAGGGCAGAUAUACGUUCCGGCCAGCGGUGGGACCGACAAAAGAGCGAAGGUCUUUUCUUACAACGUCGUCUUCGAGCCAGCAGCCACGCAGGAGGACGUUCUCCAGUAUUCGGGCAUAAAGAAGCUCAUCGAAAUGGCGACCGAGGGCUUCGGCUGCACCGUCUUCUGCUACGGCCAGACCGGAAGCGGAAAAACCCACACCUUAACUGGACCCCCCGGCCUGUUCGAGAGGAUGAAUCCCUACUCCGAGGACCACGGUCUGGUGUUCCGGUCGUUCGUUCAUCUCUUCAAGAUUCUUCAAGAACGGCGGGAUUGUAAUUUCGUGCUGAAGGCGUCCUUUUUGGAGAUCUACAACGAGAAGGUCAUAGACCUCCUGAAUCCAGGGGCCUCCAGGAAGCCCUUGCCCGUCAGGUGGAGCAAGAAAAUCCGCGGAUUCUUCGUGGAGAACCUCUUCACGGUAGAGUGCGAGGAACUCGACGACCUCCUUGCGGUUCUCGAAGAAGGAAUGAGAAACAGAUCCGUGGGCGUGCACAACAUGAACGAUUACUCCAGCAGAAGUCACACUAUACUCACCGUUCACAUCACCUCGGAACAGCAGAUGGAAAACGGUGUGUUUAUCACGAAACAAGGAAAAAUCAAUUUCGUCGAUCUUGCGGGCAGCGAGAUGACCAAGAAGACUCAGAGUGAGGGGAAGACCCUUGAAGAGGCCAACAACAUAAAUAAGAGUCUCAUGGUGUUAGGGUACUGUAUCUCGUCAUUAAGCGAUGGCAAACGUAAAAGUGGACACAUCCCCUACCGGGACAGCCAGCUGACUAAACUGUUGGCGGACAGCCUGGCGGGAAAUGGAGUCACUCUUAUGAUCGCGUGCGUUUCACCUGCACGUUCGAACGCCUCUGAGACAUUGAACACCUUGAGGUACGCGGCCCGAGCUAAGAAAAUACGAACCAAGCCGAUCGUCGUAAUGGACCCAAGAGAGGCUCUGAUCCUGAGCCUGAAGAGAGAGGUGGGAGCUCUUCAAACGGAAAACGACCACCUGAGGACGGCGUUUCACCUCGGCGGCGACCCAUACCUGCUGCGAAGCGAAUCGAAAGGAGAAAGGCGAGUACCGGUUACACCACCGCAAGUGGACCUGGACAAAUUGGCAGAGCUGGGAGGCCCAGAAUUGAGCCAGCUGAUCCGGGCUUACGUUACCGAGAACGAGGCUCUUAGGCGGGAAAAUGCAGAGCUCUACUCCACCCGGGAACAGGUCAUGAGAGACCAGGAAGUCGUCUGCAAGGAGAACGAGAGGCUGCUCAAAAAGCUGGAAGACGUCAACUCAGUUUGCUGCCGAUCGCCGAUUAUUCCGGCGAGGCCAACGUACUCUGCAGAGCUGUUGAACGGCACAAGGAACGAGGACGGACCUGGAGCCACCAACGUGUGGACCAACCCCGAGGUAGACGCAUCUCGACCGGCGUUCUCCACGUCAAAGAACCCAAGCAACGGACGAACGUCCAGGAUGAGCGGUGGGAUGCCGGAGAAGGUGCUCAAGGAGCUGGACAAGCGACGAAUCGUCGGGAGUUCCAGUAAUAUCGUCGAGGCCUACAGAGAUAAGAGCCACCACCGUCGAAAUCAUUCCUGGGACAACGGGAACGGACCCCCGGACAGUCCGGACCUGGUGCCAUCUCCUGCUCACGGGAAUCAGAGCAAGAAGACCGCUCCACGACGCACGGCCACCCUCCCAGAGGGGAAGAACUGGGAUAAAGUGAACGAGAUCCUGGGCGGGCCGGUACUUCCACCAGGACACUCCUUAAACGGGACGCCGGAUUCGAUGCUGAGUGGACCCUUGGCCAUGGAUUCCCCCUCGGCGCCAGAUACAGGAGAUUCCGUUGCACCCACUGUUCCUUUUCCUGCCGUUUCUCGAGCCUCCUCGCCGUUCACAUCGUCUGAACCCGAAGACGGUGGAGAUAAUGCCACGGACCCCAGAGAUUCCCGAAGGAGCAGGGGACUUCCCCCCGGCAGGAAGGACGAUCGCACCGCUCGCCGGGUUUUCGGCAGCCUCGUCUCCCUAGACGAUGAAGACCUGCGAUUUUAAUCUACCUCGGUACCAUUUUAAUCGCGGUUCAAUCCAGUACCAAAAUGCGCUUUCUCUGAUAGAUGUAAUCCUGGGAUUCCCCUUCGAAAGUCCACCCCUGUACUCUGAAGUUCGAUCAACGCUCGCUUAGCAAUAGAGCCACUCGGAGUAGAUACUAAAGCCCGCAUUUUGGUACUUUUUGAAUAGUCGGGAGACUAUUCAAGAAUCGAUCAAGACUUCGGCCUACGUUAGGCUUACCUCGCGUCUCGUCGCAGACUUUAAAAUGGAUAUAACAACUGGGGACGCGUGAUUCUUAAGGUGGCCUACGUGGCGCGGCUUGCCUUCCUCCUGUAUAGAGUUAGUUUUGAAAGCCUGCGUGUGAUGUAGAAUUUCGUCUAGUACGGAUUACUAGGGUUUUAUACUAGCGAAUGGAUGGCACGAGUCGACCUUGUAAGACUACCAUUUGUAAGUUGCACAGUACAGUGUGCAGGAAUUAAUAUCCAUUAUGAUUAAAGUAAUGUGUCACCUA